AUGUCUGAUUUGGGGAAAUUGUUGGGAGGAAGACUGGAAAGAAUCCUUGUGGUCCGAGUGGAGAGUAGAGAGGGAAAAGCCAAGGAGUCUGAGCAGCCCUUCCAGGACCUUCUAGCACCAGAUGGAUUUUCUUUUCCUUUUACUCUCAGGUAUAUUCGGAUUGUUGGGACUCACAACACAGUGAACAAGAUUUUUCACAUUGUGGCUUUUGAAUGUAUGUUUACAAACAAAACUUUCACUCUUGAGAAGGGCCUGAUAGUUCCCAUGGAGAAUGUUGCAACAAUUGCUGAUUGUGCCAGUGUGAUUGAAGGAGUCAGUCGGAGCCGAAAUGCCUUGCUGAAUGGGGACACUAAGAAUUAUGACUGGGAUUCUGGCUACACAUGUCACCAGCUAGGAAGUGGUGCAAUUGUGGUUCAACUGGCACAACCAUACAUGAUCGGGUCAAUUCGGUUACUGCUUUGGGACUGUGAUGAUCGAAGCUAUAGCUACUAUGUUGAGGUUUCUACCAACCAGCAACAGUGGACCAUGGUUGCAGACAAAACUAAAGUCACCUGCAAGUCCUGGCAGUCCGUAACUUUUGAAAGGCAGCCUGCCUCCUUCAUCCGGAUCGUUGGAACACACAACACAGCAAAUGAGGUGUUCCACUGUGUCCACUUUGAGUGUCCAGAGCAGCAGAACAGCCAGAAGGAGGAAAACAGCGAGGAAUCGGGGACUGGGGACGCCAGCCCAGCCGGGCAGCAGCUUGACCCCCAUGCCCUGCGGGCACCCAGCAGCAGCUCGCUGCCCUCCAGCCCAGCCUCCACCUCACGCUCACCCAGCCGACAGCACCAAUAAAGGAAGCCACGGGCCUGGUGUGACUCGGUGGGCCCAGAUGAUGGCAGGAAAUGGUCCUCCCUGAGCAGGGGUCUUUGUUGAGUGCCCCCUACCCCUGUUUCCAGGGAGGAGCUGACCACUCACCUGGCUACAAAAGCGGACACAGACAGGUUUUCUUCCAAGGGCAGAAGGGGGUUGCUUUGUUCUCAAUUUGUUCAAGUCAGACUGGUCUCCAGGGGGAGAAAAUGGGUCUUCAAUCUUCAUCAAGUCCACCAUUAACACCCUACCUCUGUAAUAUAACCGGGCGAAGGGAGCAGGAGAAUGUAAUAGACCCUGCUGGAAUGCAAAGGUGGCACAUGCACACCCGCACAGGUAGAGGACUUGAGGCCUCUGUUACCUGGAGGCCCCUAUAGGAAGCAGGUUUUCAACAGCGUUUGCCUUUACAGAACCCCUUUCCUGACAGCUGGAUUGUCUGUUAUUUCUUUGGUUGUUUUCCAUUUGCUGAAUCAUAGGUGUUCCGGGUCUUUUUAGAUGCUCAAACAGCAAAUCACUUGUUUUAAUCCCUUUUUGAUGCUGUGAUUUCCCUUCCUUGGUUUUGUACAGCUCCGCGUGGGGGAGCAGAGCCCCAUCGGCUCGCUCCUGACCAAGACGCAGGCGCAGCUCAUCAUGCACCUGGGCUGGCAGGGAAAGCCUCUGAGGAGGUUCAGCAAAUACACACUGAGCAGAUCAAUCUGUGGACACUGAAGUUAAUAAUCACGCGCAUCACUGAGUUAUUAACCUGUCAUUCCUGAAAUGGAUCCAGCCUUUAGGCUUGGGAGGCUGACGAGGAA
Carlito syrichta (Philippine tarsier) is the source of this 1643-nucleotide messenger RNA. It is a transcript of the gene BTBD9, whose product is annotated as BTB domain containing 9. The record is from RefSeq and is a predicted model, not a curated record. The transcript is spliced from 6 exons. NCBI's taxonomy places the organism in Eukaryota, Metazoa, Chordata, Mammalia, Primates, Tarsiidae. Gene Ontology annotation, biological process: adult locomotory behavior; circadian behavior; modulation of chemical synaptic transmission. Bases 1 to 834 code for a protein of 277 amino acids.